AUGCUGCCGGCGGCGGCUGUUUCCGGUUCUUUGGGGACCGAUUCAGGCUCCGACGUUCAUCGUGACCAAGCCUCGGAGGCUGGUGAGAAGCAGGUUUUGGUUGAUGAUAGUUUGCCGAGUGAGCAGGCGCCUGCAAAGGUUUUGGUGCAGGGAACAAACUUAACUACCGCGAAGGAGUCUGUCGGGGCUUCGGUGGCUAAGAGAUCUUGGGUCAAAGUUGCUAAGAAUCAUGUGGUUACUAAACAGAAGUUUGUGGUUGAGGAAGUUGAUGGACAAGGGCAAGUGGUUGUGCCACGUGAGGUUUUUGAGAGUGCGAAGCCAUUGUGGGAGGACUUUUUAAUCGGCAAAUUCAGCGGUUCUAAAGCUCCACAUGUUGGGAAAGUACACAUGAUUGUGAAUAAGAUAUGGCGUUUGGGGGAUAAAACAUCGAUGAUUGAUAUCAUUGAAGUGAACGACACAACUUUGAAGUUACGGGUGCGAAGUGAAGUUAUGCGACGAAGGAUUCUUAACAGAGCCAUGUGGAACAUUAUGGCUUUGCCAAUGAUUGUUUCUAAAUGGUCCCCAUAUCCAGAGGAAACCCAGCCAGCCAGGAAGUCCAUUCAGCUAUGGGUUAAACUGAAGGAGGUUCCGCACUCUCUGUUUAUAGAUAAGGGGUUGGAGUUUCUGGCUAGUGCAGUUGGUACACCUAUUCGUUUACAUCCUAAUACAGAGGAAUGUGUCAGCUUCGACGAAGCACAGAUCUUAGUGGAAGUGGAUUUAACGAAGACAUUACCUACUGAGUAUGUUAUACGGGGUGAAGAAGAUGGUGAGCUGGAUGCAGUGGUUAAGUACUCUUAUCCAUGGCUUCCACCUCGGUGCAGUGCGUGUCAGAAGUGGGGACACAUCAGGGAUUCUUGUCUCACUGGUGCCCAAGCUGUGAGCUCUGCCACUACUGGUAGCGAUCUCUCUGCAGUUUCGGGACCCUCUGUUUUGGUGGCAGAGGAAACUCUGCAUGUGACGGAUACAUCGCAGGCGGUGGUUGAUGUGGUUUUGGAAAAGAACCAGGUUACUAGCGGGUCUGCAGGUGGAGAAGAGGUGGAGAAGCAGGUAGAACGUGAACCUGGUCAAGAGUGGAUCACGCCCCAGAAAAAGAAGCAAAAUUCAGGGAGUCGACACAUCAGUCCUACUGGUGAUGCAGGUUCUCUGCUAUCUAACUCAUAUUCAGUGUUGUGUGGGAUGGAAGAGGGGGGAGAGGCGGCCUCUGGUAGUACGGGAGUAGUGUCGGAGGAAAAUAGUGUCAACACGUCAACGGAGCUGGGGGACGGACAGAAGGAUCAUGGUGGGGAUGUGCCGGAUCAGUUCCAAAAAUAUAAAGAGGCUCCGCCUGUUCUGAAGUUACCGGAUCAGGAGAGUGAGUUCUUUUGUUCUUUUGUAUACGGUUCGAGUUCUGCAGAGGAGAGGAAGGUGUUAUGGAGUGAACUGCGUGAUCAUUAUGAUUCUCCAAUCAUCAGGAAUAAACCAUGGAUGCUGGUCGGUGAUUUUAAUGAAACUUUAGAUAUUGCAGAGCACUCAAAUGUUGAUGAUCAUCCAAUGGUUACAUCAGGGAUGCGUGAGUUUCAGAAUGUGGUUACUUACUGUGCAGUUACAGACAUCCACUCCCACGGGCCUCUUUAUACAUGGUGUAAUAAGAGGGAGACAGGCCUCAUUCUAAAAAAAUUGGAUCGGGUGUUGGUGAAUGAUGUUUGGCUUCAAGCCUACCCUACUUUGUAUAUUGUGUUUGAUGCAGGAGGUUGUUCAGAUCAUUUGCAAAGUCGGAUAAGUUUAAAUACUGCAUGUGGUAGUCCUGUUCCUACCCGAAAGCCUUUCAAGUUUGUAAAUGCGGUGACUGGUAUGGCUGAGUUUGCACCGCUGGUUGCUGACUAUUGGCAUUCCACUGAGCCUACUUUUAUGUCAACUUCAACUAUGUUCCGGUUUACAAAAAAGUUGAAGGCUCUCAAACCCUUGGUGCGUAACCUGGCCAAGGAAAAAAUGGGCAAUUUGGUGAAGCGGACAAAAGAAGCUUAUGAUUUGUUGUGCCAGAAACAGGAGUUGAAUCUCGCUAACCCCUCCCCUCAAGCUUUACGUGAGGAACUUGACGCUUAUACUCAUUGGGAUCGAGUGGCUGCGAUAGAGGAAAAAAUUUUAAAACAGCGGUCUAAACUCCAUUGGCUCCAGAUAGGUGAUCGUAAUAAUAAGACCUUUCAUAGGGCUGUCACGGCCCGCAAGGCGCAUAACACAGUCCGGGAGAUACACUGUUCUGAUUGUACUGUGACGACUAAGGGGGAAGAAAUUAAGGUUGAGGCUGAACGGGUUCUGGAGGAUCUUGAAGAUACCUCUACACAAGCGCUCCAAGAUCUACUGUCAUAUCGUUGUUCGGCGAGGGACUGUUCACUACUUACUCGGCCUGUUACUGCAGAAGAGAUUAAGAAAGGCACAGUGCAGGGCGCUGUGCAUGGCAGACGUAGAGACGCAGGGCGCAGUGCAGAGAGCAUGCGCAGGGCGUCGUACAUGGAGCUUGAAGCUGUGCGCAGAACCAUGAUAAAGGAGCAGAAGCUCGGCUGGGGUCGAAGGGCUGAGAGUCGGACAUAA
Molecule: messenger RNA, 2607 nt
Organism: Camelina sativa (false flax)
Lineage: Eukaryota; Viridiplantae; Streptophyta; Magnoliopsida; Brassicales; Brassicaceae
Source: RefSeq, a predicted model, not a curated record